Messenger RNA from Xenia sp. Carnegie-2017, 2574 nucleotides. RefSeq names its product calcium-binding mitochondrial carrier protein Aralar2-like. The transcript is spliced from 21 exons. Gene Ontology annotation, cellular component: mitochondrial inner membrane. Lineage: Eukaryota; Metazoa; Cnidaria; Anthozoa; Malacalcyonacea; Xeniidae. The coding region runs from base 230 to 2311 and encodes 693 amino acids. Gene Ontology annotation, molecular function: calcium ion binding; L-aspartate transmembrane transporter activity; ATP:ADP antiporter activity. Gene Ontology annotation, biological process: L-glutamate transmembrane transport; malate-aspartate shuttle; mitochondrial ATP transmembrane transport. The record is from RefSeq and is a predicted model, not a curated record.
UGGGAUCAUACAGCAUUAGCAUAAGUGUUUUUUCAUGGAAAAGGACCCAUUCAAAAAAUAUAGAAGUGAAAUUUUGUUCUUUGGUGGACAACAAGGAAAUUUGCCUUCCAGUUAUAGCACUCUUUGAACACGCGUGAGGACCGUGAACAUUUUAGCGUGAAGCGUGAAAGGCAUUGUGUUUGUGACUUCGUGUAUUCUUUUAAAACAAUGCUUAGAGAUUGAAUUAAGCAUGGACAUUACAAAGCAAAGGUUGCGGGGCAUAGAAAAUCGUCUUCUAUCUUCUGUUUAUUGUGCUGAUGGGAAAAUGAGUCCGCCAUCAGCUGAUUACUCCGUAACCAAAUCCAACCCUGAUAUAUUGAAGAAAGUUUUUCUUAAGUAUGCCACAGUUGAGACAGAUGGAGAACGUUACAUGACACCAGAAGAUUUUAUCAGGACAUUUUUAGGAAUGCAGAAGGAUGAUAAUUAUGAUGUAGAAACAUUGAAAUUAUUGUCUGGUGUUGUUGAUCAAACUAAAGAUGGACUCAUAUCAUUCAGUGAAUUGCUUGCAUUUGAGUCACUUCUUUGCUCUGCUGAUGCCCAGUAUCGUAUUGCCUUUCAACUUUUUGAUUUGGAUGGUAAAGGUUCUGUUAGUUUUGAUGAAUUUUCUCGCGUGAUAAAGAAAACCAGGCAAAACGAGAAGUUUCCAUUUAAUUUCGAUUCGCCGUUCAUCACGAGUUUUUUUGGUGAUGACAGACAAACUAAAGUUCCUUACAGUGAAUUUACACAAAUGUUGGAGGAAUAUCAAACUGAACACAUAAAACAAGCGUUUGAUCAAUGCAAACAGAACAAUGAAACUAUUACUGCGAAGGAUUUCAGUGACAUAAUGAAAACAUGUCGUCCACAUGUUUUGUCCCGUUAUGUUCAAGAACACUUGCUCACGGUUGCUGGUGGAAUGACUAGUCAUCUAGUAACGUAUGCUUAUUGUCAAGCAUUUAAUGAUCUCUUAAAAAACAUCAAAGUGAUACAAUACCUUUUUGAGAAAGCUGUUGGAGGAGACCGACAGAGAGAUAUGACAAAAGAGGAAUUUACAAAAGUGGCUCGGAGACAUUUUUUGAUAAAUCCGUUGCAAAUCGACAUUUUGUUUCAUUUAUGUGGCUUAAGACAUGGAACUGGCCGUAUAUCUUUGAUUGAUUUGGAUCAUAUAAUGCCAAAACACGAUGUUUUUAAAGUGUAUUCGGCAGAUUAUGAUAAGCUUUCUUCAAACUCAUAUUCUCCUCGUUAUGGUAUUGAAAAAGAGGGUCACAGGCCAAUUUAUCUACAAGCCUUAGAACAUUUGUAUCGCUUUUUCGUUGGUGGAAUUGGUGGAGCGGCUGGAGUGACGGCUGUUUAUCCAAUUGAUUUGGUAAAAACAAGAAUGCAAAACCAGCGAGGUGUUAGUGCAGAGGAAAAAUUGUAUAAGAAUAGUUUUGAUUGCUUUUUCAAAGUAAUCCGUAAUGAAGGAUUUCGUGGCUUGUACCGAGGUAUUAUCCCACAGUUGAUUGGGGUUUCUCCAGAAAAAGCAAUUAAAUUAUCGACAAAUGAUUUUGUACGAGAUCGGUUAAAAACUGAGGAUGGCUUUAUUAGUUUCAGUGCAGAAAUCAUUUCUGGUGGAUGUGCUGGUGCUUCCCAAGUUGUCUUCACAAAUCCAAUAGAGAUUGUCAAGAUUCGUCUGCAAGUUGCAGGUGAAAUCGGUCAAAAAGUCAGCGCUAUUUCAGUAAUUAGAGAACUCGGUUUUCGAGGAAUAUACAAGGGCGCAAGAGCUUGUUUUCUUCGAGAUAUCCCAUUUUCAGCCAUUUACUUUCCGGCAUAUGCUCACUUGAAAAAAAAUUUCUCCGAUGAAAAUGGCUUCACAAAAUGGUACAAUCUUCUUAUGGCUGCUGCUCUUGCUGGUUGUCCUGCUGCAUUUUUUUGUACACCAUUUGAUGUUAUUAAAACAAGACUUCAGGUAAAAGCACGCCAAGGACAGGAGUCAUACCGAGGAGUUUUCGAUGCUGCAUCUAAAAUUUGGCGUCAGGAAGGAGGAAAAGCAUUUUGGAAAGGAGGACCAGCUCGAGUUUUCCGAUCAUCGCCUCAAUUUGGCGUAACGUUAUUGACUUAUGAAAUAAUCCAGCGAUACUUCUAUUUUGAUUUUGGCGGUGCUCCUAAAACGGAAAUGAAACCAGUAAAUCCAGAUGUAUCUCUUCAUCCUGACCAUAUUGGUGGUUUGCGUUUAGCUGUUGCUUCGUUUGCUGGCAUUGAAACGAAAUUUGGUUUAUGUCUACCUGUAUUUCGGUCUCCUGGCAACAAGAAAUAAGCACAGCAUGGGCUUUUUUGUAUUUCACGUGGUUGUAGUGUGUGCUAUGUGUAGGCCAUUUUUCUCUUUUACAAAUGAGGAAAAUAUUUGGUAAACAGGUGAAAAAAACAAACUUUUGUACCUAAUUUGGGAAUUAUAAAAAAAUCGUGAACUCUUCUUGUUAAUAAUCUAUAGUUAAUAUAACCAAUCUCAAAGCAUUAAUUUUAUAAGAAUUAACGAAUCCGAGUUUAUAUCAUCAAAUACACCGGAAACAAUCAAGCAAA